Elaeis guineensis (African oil palm) is the source of this 4588-nucleotide messenger RNA. The record is from RefSeq and is a predicted model, not a curated record. Lineage: Eukaryota; Viridiplantae; Streptophyta; Magnoliopsida; Arecales; Arecaceae.
CUAGAAAGCCUACGCCCCUCUUUCUCUCCCUCGGUGGGGUUGAGGAGGAGAUGAGGGCGGUGACGGGAUCACUGGCGUCCUCGAAGCGGGUCUCUGUCUCGAAGGCGGCCGCCAUUCUCUCCCGCUUCGCCGCCGCGGAGACGGGCGCUCGCCGGGACGUCGCCGCCUACCUCAAGCGCGCCUCUGCUGCCUUCGACGAACUCGUCCACUUCCAUCGGGAGGUCAGUGGUCGGCGGCGACCGGAGCGUGGGAGCCAGCAGGAAGAGAAGGAGGAGAGGAGGAAGAAGCGAGCUAGCGGCGUCGGCGAUCCCCACUCGAGGGAGGUAGAGGAUAACCCUAGAGGAAGGCCGGAGGAGGAGAUCGGAGCGAUUCGGGACGUGGAGGAGGAGAAGGAUGUGCUGCAUGACGGCGGUGAUGGAAACCUGACGGAGGUGGAGGGGGAUUAUGUAGGCGGAGUGUGGAAAGGAGAGGAUGGGAAGAGGAAUAAGAACAAAAAUGCGGCGAUCGAUGAGAAGGAAAGAAGCGAUCUUGGGAGGAGGAAUGAGAAGAAGAUGGGGGUAGAAGGAGAGAAGAGGGAGGAGGAGAAGAACAGGAGCAGGGAGAUGGACCAGGGGGGAAGGGAUGGCGGUGGAAAGAAAAGGAAGAAUUUGGAUGAUGAUGAUGAAAAAAAAGGGGGAGGGUUGGAUGAUCAGAGCGAGCCGCAUAAGAAAAGGAAGAAGAGGAGGAAAGCCGGAAUGAAUGAGUAGGAAUUGAAGGGGACAAAAAAUUGUUUUUUUUUCCCGGAAGUUUCAUUAAAGACAUGAUUUCACCUUUUGUUAUUCUUAUUUUUAAAAUCAAUGAAGUUUUCAUUAUUUCAUGAAUCUUGAAAAGGCCUAGUUAAUAGCUCCAUUGUCCUCACACCUUAGAUUCUUCUAACUUCAUUUAGUUAGUACUAAUUAACUUAGACUGAAAGAAAGCAGGGAUGUUGGAGAACAUACUUCUAUGAAGUUUCUGUGUAGAUUCUAGAUUAUGGCAUGUUACAUUGCACGGUAAGGUUGUCUUUCUUUAUAACUAUAGAAUAGUUUUGUUUGUGAGUAGCAAAUGUUAAUGUGCAAUCCACCUUGAUUUUCCCAGUGAAGUGAUUGCUAUUUAAAAUACAUUUCAGUGAGUAAAGAAAUGAUGUAGCAUGCUCUGUAGUGUACUAAUUUAGCAUUGUCGUGCGCUUCACUGUUCAUGUAUGAAUGUUUGCCCAGAUUGUCUCUAAACUCGAACUUCUUAUAGCUCUCCAUCUUCUCUCUUGUGUCCAUUUAUCAUUCCCGUGGUGAUACAUAUUUCACUAACUUGCUGUUUUUAUGGCCACCAGAUCUAAUUGUAUAUGUUUAUCUCAAAAUCCAUGAUACUGCUUCUAAGUGAAUAGGAUUAUAGUAAAGCAAUGCCUUCAUCAUUAUAUGCAAUAAAGUUGUUCGGGACUCUUAAUCCUGUAAUAUAUACUAUAUGAAGCAUGGCAUGGAAGGGGCAGAAUGCUCAUGAUGUUAAGGAUUUAGGUAGUUCAUUUAAUGUAUUGUAACUUUUCUUUGUUUCAUGAUUUUCAUGUCCAUCUGGUGGUGGACUGUAGAUAUACUUUUAGGGUGUCAUUCAAUGCAUAAUAGCUAGCAAGAUAUUGAGAACUAAUGUUGACUAUCAUGAGAAAAUAUUGAAUUUUUUUCAAGAAUUCAAAUCAGUACAUCAGCUUUAAUUAACAUAAAAGAUAAAAGAUAUGCUGGGUCUGUAUUUGUUAUAGGAGAGGCAAAAGUAAAUGCUUAGAAGCUUAAUAUUACCAUCAAUUAAGAAUACAACCAUGGCAUGUUUGAGAUGUCUCGGUAAUAUGCAAGGACGUGAACGAAAGUUAAAUUUUGUUGAGGGUGGGGAAUAGAUUUGUAUUUAAGGAUCUGGGAAGAGCAGGAUGCCUAAGAAUACAAUGGAUAUGCAUGCAGGAUGCCUAAUAAUAUAAUGCAAAUGCAAUGGAAAUGUUUUAAGGAGUGUGCUAGUGAGGGAGAUGAAGUAUAAGAGUAAACUUUAUGGGUCAAAUUUUGUUGAUUGGUGCUUUUGACACAAUUUGUUUUGUCUCGGAUCAUGGGUUUGGACCUCAGACCAUAGUCCUUGCAGUUAGUCUCUAAGAUGCCUGUAUGAUUUGUAUGGCCUAAUACAACAUUUGUUUAUAUGUAUGUGGAUGCCCUUGUCAUAUUUUACACUUCUCUGCAUCUGAGAAAAAGGUCCAUUUAUAGGGUCGUAUGAGCCAGUAAGCUGUACUCAAAGUGUCUGUUGUUCCAACUUCUUCAAUUCUCCUUGUGCAACUUUUAAUGAUGUUAUUACAGUACACAAGUUCAGGCCACAUCAUUACAUCAUUUGAUUAUCCACCCUGUUAUCCUCGUUUAAUUCCACUCUUUGCUUCCCUUGGUUUAUUCAUUUCUAUCUCUAUCUUUGUUUUGCCACUUAUUCAUUUAAUAUUGUCAUCUCUGCCAUUCUCACCUAAAUUCUCAGAUACACUUUAUUUUCAUGUAAUUUACAUCAAGUUUCUUUCUAGGGGCAUAACUUCAUAAGUUUACCCAUCUCGAGAAAGUUGUUAUUUUUCAGCCGCCUCAGUUCCAGCUGUAGCUGUCAUUUUAUGCAUCAGUAUAAUUUUUAGAUAUAUAUUGCGUAAGUUCAGGCCACAUCAUUUGAUUGUCCACCUUGUCAUCCUCAAUUGAUUCUACAUUUUUGCUUCCCUUAGUGUACUUUUUUUCUAGCCCUAUCUUUGUUUUGCCACAUAUUCAUGAAAUAUUGAUGCCUCUACCAUCCUUUGCUCAGACACUUCUUAUUUUCAAUUAAGUUGCAUCAACUUUCUUUCAAGAGGCAUAACUUGAUAAGUUUCACACAUUUUCAGAAAGUGGUUGUUUUUAAGCCUCCUCAGUUCCACCUGUAGCUGCCAUUUUAUGGGUUACAGUUUAAUUUAUGUGGAAGGUGCCAACUAUCCUGCUGGUCUUUAGUUGGUUUUAGUUGAGAUUUGGAUUCAUGAUAACUUUUUCCCUUUUUUUUUCUUUUCUUUUCUUUUCUUUUUUUAUAGGUCAAUGGACCUAGAAAAGAACAAAGUUGAUUUCAGGUCUCUUUUUGUGGCAACUGCACUCACAAUGAGAAAUGUACUGAAGAUGUGCUUUUACUAUGUUGUGUUACCACAGCCUCCUGGUAUGAGUUGACGAAACACUAUAUGUGAUGCCAAUCACCAUAUUUUAUGGUUUAGAGAGUUGGUAGUUGAAGGGGUUGAAGACUCCAUAAGUUAAUUUCUAAAAAAUUGUAUUGUAGAUCAUAGACAUGUCUUAAGAUGAAAACCAGUAGAGCGAUAGAGAAAUACAAUAGAGGAAAUCACAGAGGAGGAAUCAAGAUGUUUCGUCAAGCAUGAAACUAAACUUCCUGCCACAGCUGCAUAACAUGUAUUGAAUAAAAAUAUGGAGAUUGUGUAAUAAACCUUGAGCAUAAUCCAGUAUUCCUUAUCCAGUUGUGUUCAGCUUUACGAAACCAUUUGUUACAAAUGAGCUGCAAUCUCUGUCAACAGAAACUUGUUCAAAUCCUUCAUCCAUCAUCCCUUUUUCCCCAUCCUCCUCUAUUCUUUUAUUCAUUGCAUGUUUUUGUUCGACCUCGCUUGUAGGAUACUUGGACACCAUGCAUUAAAAAGGUGGUCUUCUUGGGAAAAAUGCGUAUUCUCACAUGGAAACGUAGUAGGCAGUAAAUUGAUUUUGAUUGGUGUUAUGCUUUAUGAACUGAAUCAGGUAACCAAGAACUCAGUGCCAAGGAAAAUGUCUAGAUAUAAACUUAGCUCCAUGGCAAUAAUGUAUUAUAAAAAAUACGAAGUGAGAUGCAAUUCAACACUAUGACUUAUUCAAAGAGGUUAGUUGUAAGAUUGCACAUAUAGCUCUCUUUGAUAAUAUUCUUUCCUAAUUACUUUGAUAAUCUAAUGUAUUAUGAUGCAUUUUCAGUAAUUUAUUCAUGCUCUUAGAAGGAUCUGACUGUUAUGCUGGGAAAAAUUGUACAGGUCUCACCUGUUCCACUAUUUACAUUUUGUGCUGCCUUUUGAUAUUGGCACCGAACAUUUAAGUUGAUUACCGACAUCAUGUAGAGCAUAAUUGACUAAGUUGUCAGAUUAUCAUGGUCUGCGAAUUUGAGACUUAUUUCUCCAGGAAAAGAAAAGAUCAAGGCAGUUGACUGUUGCAAAAAUCUUGAGGGAGCUGUCCAUCAACAAUAAUCUCCACAGGAAGCACCUAUUAUUUUUUAAUCAUAAGGAUGAGCAUGCUGCUCACUUUCAUGAACUCAAAGCCAGUGAUGGGAGGAGAAAUGAAGGUUAGUCAUUGAUUAUGGCUUGUCAAGCACCAAGCAAUAGUUGUUGGCUUGUUGCUGGAUGUUAAACCUAGUAGCUUAAAAGUUGAACAUGUUUGAAAUCUGCUAGUGGCUUACAUGCAAUCUACUAAGUUGAAGGUUACCAGUUUGCUUCUGGAUGAGUGGCUGGGUGAAUGUUUAUUAGUCUUUCAAACUUCAAAUCACAUACAGAGUGUCCUUGCAGUUCUUAGGUGGCUAGAGUCCACCUCUUGAAAUGAGAAUA